This is a messenger RNA of Tigriopus californicus, 1874 nucleotides long. RefSeq names its product splicing factor 1-like. Gene Ontology annotation, cellular component: nucleus. Gene Ontology annotation, molecular function: mRNA binding; zinc ion binding. The record is from RefSeq and is a predicted model, not a curated record. Gene Ontology annotation, biological process: regulation of mRNA splicing, via spliceosome. Lineage: Eukaryota; Metazoa; Arthropoda; Copepoda; Harpacticoida; Harpacticidae. The transcript has 5 exons. Bases 78 to 1808 code for a protein of 576 amino acids.
AAAAUACCCGCCAGGUGGCGGCAUGUUUCAUUGUUUACACACCACUGUCAAGUACUGAGACGAUCUGAUAUUUUUUAAUGACAAUUGUCGAGAUGAGUCUACCAGAGACCAGUGAAUUGAAAGCCAUCACCAUCAAUGGCUGCAUUCUCGUUGAAUCGAAAGAGGAUGAAGCAAAAAGAGCUGCUCGCCGAAGAGCUCGCAAGUCCCGGUGGGAAACCUCCUCCAGUUCCCAGGAUCCUCCUAAGAAGAAGCUAUGUUCAGUAUUGCUCUCAGGGGAACUUGGGUCCAAUCCCAAUCACUCGGCUCCUCAGGUCUCCACGGAUAAUUCAAAAAUACCCGGCAACACUUUAUCAACCAUGAUUGACACCUCUCAAAUGAGUGAAAAGGAACAACAAAUUUAUGUCUUGCGACUUCAAAUCCAAGAAGCUACCUUGAAAUUGUCUCAACCCAAUUAUGGUAUCCCGCCCAAUCCCAGAGACCGAAGUCCCUCCCCUGAACCAAUUUACAACAAUAAGGGUAUAAGAAUUAACACUAGAGAAGACCGUACAAAAAGCCGUUUGAUCCAACAAAGAAAUGCGGCUAUAACCAAAAUCAAAGAAAUCGAUCCCACUUAUCAACCGCCAUCAGCUUACAAGUACAAGAAUUUGGAUCUCGAGGAUCGCGUCAUGAUUCCUGCCGAUGAACACCCUCAUAUCAAUUUUAUGGGAUUAAUCUUGGGUCCUCGCGGUAGAAGUCUCGAGGAGCUGAGCAAACGAACCAAUUGUCAAAUCAUUAUUCGUGGCAAGGGCACUUUGAAGUCGGGCAUGACGGGUAUUUUGAAAAGUGGAACCAAAGUAGAAGCUAUGGAAGAUCCUAUGCACGCUCUAAUCAAGGGUCAGACGGCAGAGGACGUCAAAAAGGCAGUCAAAGAGAUUGAGGAUAUCAUCCACCUUCAGAUCUAUCAACCGGACUCUGAGAAAGCCGUGGCUUUGAGAGCCAAGACAAUGCACGAUUUGGCGGUCUUAAAUGGAACCUUAAGGGACAUAGACCUAAAGUGCCUUAAUUGUGGGAAAUGGGGACACAACGCUUGGGAGUGCUCUGAGGGCUCCAAUUUCACCUCGUCCGUCAUUUGCUCAGCCUGUGGUGGCAUUGGCCACGUCACCUCAGAUUGUCGCCAGCGCCGUCCGGGAGCACUUUUUAAUCAGACCAAGGGUAAAAAAGACUCGAAUCAGAUUGACUCGGAGUACGAGCACUUUCUCACAGAUAUGGGAUUCGACCCCAAAAAGGAGUCGAAGAAAGACGACAAAUACGCCCCUCCCGUGGGAGAUUUAUCCAAAGUCGGUGCUCCUCUCAUGCUCACCUAUGGGAGUGGUGCUUCUGGUGCAGCCAGUGCGCACUCAAGGGCUGUGUCUGCAGGACAAUGUCCUGGCGGGAGUUUGACUGCGUUGGGCAAGUCAAUUUUUGGCGGUAAACUAACAAGAAUGACCGCUGGAUUCAAAAGUCAUGAUGAGCGGGAAAUGGAAAGACUAAAGAAGGUAGACGAGUGGCACAACCGGCCCAUUCCUAUGGAAUGGCAGGUGGAGAAGAUGGAAAAGGAAAUGAUUAACCAAAAUGAACAGUAUAUGAGGCAUUUAAAACUUCAAGCCCAGGCCGAGAAACAGAGGAAACAAUUCCAGUCUUACCAAUUUACUGCCCCUCCGCCACCUCCAGGGGCUCCAACAUUCUCGAGUUCUGCUGACUCUCCUAAAAUGAAUCCUGAAAGUGUUGUGCCUCCUGAAGAUCUCCCUGACCUUCAACAUGACCCAUUUUCUGGAUUUAAACGAUUAUGAAAAGUCAAUGUGUUUUUUUCUUUAGGGAAGGAAUUAUAGAAUAUACUUUAUUAGCGAGAAGAGACC